This is a messenger RNA of Amoebophrya sp. A25, 706 nucleotides long. The record is from the annotation of a GenBank genome assembly. NCBI's taxonomy places the organism in Eukaryota, Dinophyceae, Syndiniales, Amoebophryaceae.
CAGAAGAACUUCUCAACGAGCAGACCACCGUCCUGCUCUUGGAUGAACCUGUAUGACUGAGAAGGCAUAAGGAGGAUCAUUAGACAGAAACUUGAAGUUGAAGCCGUCGUGCAAAAUAUCAAAGCCAAAAACACUUUCUUCCACUAGAAAAUGUCGAUCAUUCUGAACUUGAUAUCUCCUUCUUAUAGAAGUAACUGAGCGAUUCUACACUUUCCUGAAGAACACGAAACCCAUGUUUUGUAAUUUUAUUCCCUCGUCCAUUUCAACGAAGACCAGCGGUCUGGACAGCGUGUCUGCAAAAGAGAUGGUCGACAUCUUGUGCUACGGCGAAAAGGCGGAAUUGGUGCCAGAUAGUAGAAAUUCGUCACGCAUGCCGUUGCCGAGUAAGGAGGCCACCGCUGCACAUGGAGGAAGUGCUAUCAGGAUUGGGAAUGGUAAUCAGGAACAAACUACUUCGCCCACACACUCGGUAAGUGAUCUGCGGGUCUCCAUCGCUUCCGAAAGAACCACCACCAGAGGCAUAGAGCAGCGAGCCGAGGAAGGUCGUGGUGAUGAUGUCGUGGACAAAAAAGGAGCUACAGGUCAGCUUCUGGCCUCAAACAACGUUUCUCGACGAAAGACGGAUACUACAAUUUUAUUCACGAUUCAUCAGCCAUCGAGCUUGUUGUACUCGUGUUUUCAAGACGUAUACUUCCUGGGACGCGGC